Ustilago hordei is the source of this 1752-nucleotide messenger RNA. RefSeq lists its product as uncharacterized. Gene Ontology annotation, cellular component: membrane. Gene Ontology annotation, biological process: transmembrane transport. The transcript has a single exon. The coding region runs from base 1 to 1752 and encodes 583 amino acids. NCBI's taxonomy places the organism in Eukaryota, Fungi, Basidiomycota, Ustilaginomycetes, Ustilaginales, Ustilaginaceae. Gene Ontology annotation, molecular function: transmembrane transporter activity. The record is from RefSeq and is a predicted model, not a curated record.
AUGUCGUCCUCCAUAACCCCUUGCUCUCCCUCUUCAACCGCUCCCAAAACUACAAGCAACCCAGCAAUAAGAGCCGAGAAACAAGCCCAAAUGCAGACACAAGCUUUACACGAUUACCGUUCUUCCCCCCAUUCUCCCCAUACCUCCCUCCAAGAUGCCGAUUCGACCAGCCGAACUUAUCUGCCCAAGAGGCAUUUCUCGACCCUAGCCCUGAUCGGUCUAUGUUACUGUAUCCUGAAUUCCUGGACUGCGGCCUCUGCUAGCAUGUCUACUGCGCUUGUUUCUGGUGGACCUUCGGUAACACUCUGGGGUAUGCUGGUUGCCUUUGUUGGCGUAAUGUCGACCGCAUUAAGCAUGGCAGAGAUUUGUCACGUAUAUCCAACAACGGGAGGGCAAUACCAUUGGAGCUUCCUCCUAGCACCCGCACGGUACCGUUAUGCUAUAGCAUACUUUACCGGUUGGAUCUCGGUCUCUGGAUGGGUAGCGCUCACAGCAACUGCUAGUAGUUUAGCUGGACAAUUCAUCGUCGGUAUAAUCGCUUUGCUUCAUCCUAAUUACCAAGAGAAGAAUUGGCACAUCUUUCUGGUUUACGUUGCAUUCAGCCUCGGAGCUUGGCUUAUAAAUGCUUUCCGAGUCAAGAUGCUCGACAGUCUAAACAGGAUAGCGAUGCUCUGGUCACUCCUGGGCGCAGUAGUAAUCAUGGUGACGUGUCUAGCUAGAGCCAGUGCAAACUACCAAUCAGCUCGAUUCGUAUUUGCACAAUUCACCAAUACCACCGGAUGGCCCAACGGUGUGGCUUGGAUCCUAGGCCUACUCCAAGCAGCAUUCUCUCUCAUCGGUUCCGAUGGCGCAACCCAUCUGAUAGACGAAAUUGAUCAACCCUCGAUCAAUGCACCAAGAGCAAUGAUACUGGCCGUAGCCAUUGGUGCUGGUUCAACUUUUAUCGUCCUGAUGGUCUUCUUGUUCGUUCUACGUGAUUUUGCUGCGGUUACCGAUUCACCGGCAGGAGCGCUAUUGGAAAUCAUAUACCAAGCCGUAGGAAACAAGACAGGAGCAGUAUGCCUACUUAUGUUUCCCGUUUGCAGUAUGGCCUUUACCGCCACAGCACUUUUAACUACAAGCUCUAGGAUGACUCAAGCUUUCGCAAGGGAUAAAGGUCUUCCCAUGCAUACACUUUUGGCCAAGAUCAGUAGAAAAGAACAAGUUCCCAUACCAGCUCUCAUCUUAACCACAACAUGGGUGAUCGUCUUUGGCUGUAUCUACCUCGGCUCAUCUUCGGCUCUAAACGCAAUUCUGUCUUCGUCGGUGGUCUUACUGCAAGUAUCCUACAUGAUUCCGAUUAUCCUUCUUCUGUGUCGAGGCAGAAAAGCGCUGAAUGAAGCUAGCCGAGAAGGAGAAAAGAGAAGGUUGAAUAUGGGAAAGUUACUAGGUCCGAUGGUAAACAUCUUGGCAGUAAUGUUCGUAGUGUUUACUAAUAUUUUUUUCCUCUUCCCACCAGAAUUGCCAGCGACAGGAAGCAAUAUGAAUUACACUGUCGUAGUCGUUGCAGUAGUGGCCCUCUUGAGUGGUGUAGCAUGGAUGGGCAGAGGCAGGAGAGAGUUCAGAGGUCCAUUGGAUAUGGAUGACAUUCUAUUCCGCACUAGAGGUUUUCGUCCGUUCGAGCAAGCGGAUGAGGAGCGCGUUCGGUCGCAGGACGAAACUGUCAGAGCCCAUGUCGUUGCCGAGGAAAAAACAGACGAGACAUCACAUUGA